Messenger RNA from Meloidogyne enterolobii, 1829 nucleotides. The record is from the annotation of a GenBank genome assembly. NCBI's taxonomy places the organism in Eukaryota, Metazoa, Nematoda, Chromadorea, Rhabditida, Meloidogynidae.
AUGACAAGUAAUUGUUGUAAUAGAAACUGUACAUUUUCUGCUGAUACUCUUCGUCAAGUUGUUCAACAACAACAACAAAAACAACAACAUUUUGUUUGUAAUUGUUGUUCUAAUAAUGUUUUACACAGAAAAAGUCGGAGUAUGGAUUCACAAGUAAUAAUGGCUACAACAAGUGAUCUUUGCUGUGAUAAUUUAUUGGAUAAUAAUGAUUUAAUUAAUUCACUAAAUCAAAAACAAAAUAAAGAAUUUUUAUGUCAAUGUGAAAUAAAAGAAAAGGAGAAAGAAGUUUUUGUUGAAGAAUUAAAUAAAGAGGGGGGAGAAAUUGAAAUAAAAAGAAGGGAACGUUUGGGAAGACAACAAAGAUUUCAAGGAAAUUCAAAUAAUAAAGAAUCCUUGCCUUCUUUUGAUCAAAAUAUUGAAAAUGAUAAAAAUGAUAAAAGUCCAACAGAUAAAGAUUCUUCUACCAUUCCAACUUCAACAGGGGACUCUUCUGUAUCCACAGAUCAUUCUGUUGUUUUGCAUGCAAUGAAUGUAGCAGCAAAUACUGCUGCUGCUAUAGUUACACCUGUUGUUGUUUCUAAUAUUGGUUUAAAUACUUCUUUACCUCAAAAUGAUUCUCAACAAAAUAUUUCUUCUUCCCCAAUUCCAAAUACUUCACCAAGUACUAAUAAUCAAAGACGAUUUGAAAAACGUUAUCAUACUGUUGGUGAAAUUGACACAGUUAGACGCCAAACACAAAAACAAUUUUCUACUUUAGCAAACAAAAUUAAUUGUACAAAUGAUGGAUGUAAUAACAAUUUACUAACAAAUGUUGAAGGAGAAUGUACUUCUAUAUUAAAUUCCUCAGAUUCAAGUAAUGUCUGUAAUACAGAAAUUCCUUCAAAUAUUUGUAAUUCUUCUAAUGCUAGUGGAAUAUUAAAACGUUUUUCUUGGAAUGUUUCAAGCGCAAUGAGUGGCUCUUCAAAGAAAAUAUCUUCAAAAUUACAAGAAUUGAAUGGAAGACGUUUUAGUUCACAAUCAACAAUGUCCUGUUUAUCUUCAGAAUCUUUUGCUUCUUCUUCUUCAGGAAUAUCUUCUGCUUCUUCUUUACAUUCUUCCCAUCAUUCAACAGAAACAGCUAGUUCUAAUACAACAGCACACAUUUCCUGUGGAGAACCCUCUUCUAUUUCAUCAAAUUCUGUUUGUUCAUCAACAACAUCUACACUUCAAAUAGCAGAAUAUAAUACAGAUUUAGAUGACAGACAAACACCCCAACAACAAUUAAUUGAUUCUUCUUCUGAUGAAAAUAUUGUUGAAAUUCAGCCUCAUAGACUUGUAAUUGAUAUUCAAGAUGAUAUUCAAAAACUUGAUAAAGAACAAACAAAGAUGAAGGAACAAUCAAAUAUUGAAAAUAAACAAAAAAUAAAGGAAAAUAAAAAUUCCCCGUCCCCUCCACCCCUUCCUCUAAGCCAACCACCACAAUCAUCCUCAACUGAAAGUGUUACUUUUAAUAAAGAUGAAACUGAGAAAAAUGAACAAAUUGAAGAACAAAAUGAAGAAGAAUAUUUUAGUUUAAGACCUAGAGUUGGUGCUAUGAGUUCAAAUACUUCUACAGAAGCUUGGAAUAAAAAUCAGAGAAAUAAACAAAAUAAUUCAACAGUAAAUAAACUUCCCCCAAUUCCCCCAACACCUCCCGCAAAGCCAGUAAAUAUUAACAACAAUAAUCGCCAAUCUUCUCCUAUUUCUAAAGAUAAAAAAAAAACAACAAAUUGUGGCAAUACUUCAGAUGAUAGUAAUGAAAAUGAAUUGAUGAAAUUAAUUUUAAAUGAUAGGCUUGAAACUUCGUAAAU